Molecule: messenger RNA, 429 nt
Organism: Cylicocyclus nassatus
Lineage: Eukaryota; Metazoa; Nematoda; Chromadorea; Rhabditida; Strongylidae
Source: the annotation of a GenBank genome assembly
AUGGAGGAACCGGUGGGAAAAAUUGUGGCUGGUCCAUCGGGUGAUCCUUACGCGGAAGUCGGAAGAGAACUCAACGAAGCCAGUGGAUUUCAAUCGCUCAAGCACUUAGUGGCAAAAAGAAGUGAUAGACCCCUAUCGGUAGAACUUCCGAAGUACACCAGCGCCGUCUUACCAACUCACGUGAAGAACACCACCACGCAUGGAGGACUGGUCCGUCGCCUCGAGAUGCACCCAGCAAAAAUCAGCAGCCUGUUUCUCAUAAUAGCUCUUCUGAUGAUGCUAAUCUGUAUCGAAGCUGGUGUCCCAGGAGGGUGCGGGAACGGAGAUGGCAUCGCUGGCCACUACAAAGUUUUCUGAGCGUCAAAACGUCUUUACACAUCUCCACAAACUCAGCUUCAAUGUUGCGAUACAUAAAGCUUUUCUUGAUCC